AAAGGCUCCAUCCUCUGCCCUGAGUCACCCAAAGAUUCCUCCCCCCCAUACACACACUCUGGCCCCUCCAAUGUGACUAUACAUGACAACCAUGGCCUUUUAAGAACAUCUGAGCAUCUUUCUCAUACACAUAAGAGAACCUGAAUGCUUGUUCUCUUCUCACUCCAGCUCCCCUGGCCUUUCAUUACCUGGGAUUCACUGAGGCCCUUUGCACAUCCUACUCACGUUGGUUCAGCAUAUACUUAUGAAACACUGGUUUGUGCCAGACACUGAGCCAAGAAGGGAGCCCAGCAUGGUUCCUGCCCUCCUGGUGCUUCCAUCAUGGGGGGGAAAUAUAAUAAAUAAGUGAACAAGAUGAUUUCUGGCAGUGUUAAGUGUGAUGAAGAAAAUAAAACAAGGUGAUGUGAUCAAGAAUGAGGGGACACUGGGGCGCCUGGGUGGCUCAGUCAGUUAAGCAUCUGCCUUCGGCUCAGGUCAUGAUCCCAGGGUCCUGGGAUCGAACUCCAUGUUGGGCUCCCUGCUCAACUGGGAGUCUGCUUCUCCCUCUGCCACUUCCCCUGCUUGUGCUUUCUCUCUGUCAAAUAAAAUCUUUAAAAAACAAAACAAAACAAUGAGGGGACACUUAGAGUCGGGCAAGGUGACUAGAAAGAACAGGUCAAAGGAAAGCCUAGGGGAAAGGAUUUCAAACAGUGGGAAGAGCACCUGCAAAAGCCCCAGGUGUGAAAGAAUUUUAUGCCUAAGGACCAGCUGGGGGAACUCCUUGUGGCUGUCUGGUGGGUGUAGGCAGAGUGGUUUGAGAUGGGCCUGGGGCUGUGGCGAGGGGGGUGGAUUUUGUUCCAGUGCAGAGGGAAGCCACUGGAGGCUUUAAGCAUGAGAGUGACAUCAUCCGAUUUUAUGCUUUUAAAAGAUCAGGCUGGCAGCUGUGUUCCUCCCUCUCGCUCACCGCUGACCCCCCAGGGCCUAGCAAUGCUCCUGCCCUUGGUGAGUGGUCAAAACAGGCCUUGAAUGAAUGCAUGCCCCGGACUUCCUGUGUGACCUGGAGGUACUCACUUCUCUCCCUGGACCUUAGUUUCCUCACCCGAGGGACAGUCGGUGGGAAUUUCACGCCAGAGUGGGUGGGCGGGAUUUGGAUUUAGGUUUCCCGCCUCCCCAAACGGCCCCCCGAGACCCGAGCCCCCCACUUGAGGAGACGAGCUGCGGGGCGGGGGGGAGGUCUUCCCUCCUGGCGACCCUAAGCAACGCGGGGCGGCCCCACCCCGGCCUGGACCGCGGUCUGAAGGAUGCUGCAGCCCCGGGGGCGGGACCCGCAGGCGAUCGCCACCGCCUCCCGCGCGGAUUGGGUGCAGCCGUGGCCGGCACCGCGCUAUUGGUCGGUCCAGGAGCAGGGGCGGGGACCGGCUCCUGCAGCGCGGCGGCGGGGACGCGGCCGGAGCCCGGGAAGCUGCUGCGGGGGCGAUGGCCGCACCGAGCCCGGGGCCCCGCGAGGUAGGUGCGGACCCAAGAGAGGACAGGAGAGGGAAGGGUUGGGGGACAGGGCCCAGGCCUCUGCUCCCCGUGCAGCGCGGACACACCCCCAUCCAAGCCCUAGAGGGGUCCAGCACUGGGCGGGGACCAGAGCACGCCCCACACGGGGCCGCAGGUAUGGAGGGGGAAGUCUGGUGGGUGUCCCCAGAGAACUUCCUCGGUUUUCGCAUCGGGGAAAAAGCUCCUCCUUCAUAGGGCUGUUAGCAAGUCAAGCUCUCGGCCAGGGCUGGGCACAUGGUGGGUGCCCACUACGAAUGGGUCAGCCGCUGUGAGCCCAGCUUCGUGCUGACCCUCCGCUCGGCCUGGAGGAACUCCGCAUAGACGAGCGGAAUAGAUGACCGAGUCCCUGGCGUCACAGCUCCUCGUAUCAAGGGUUCCUGGGCUUGGAGCAAAUAUCAAACUGCCACGAAGGAGUUAUUAUAGUUGUCAUUUUACAGAUGAGAAAAGGAGAUGCAGAAAGGUUAGGUGACUUACCUAAGAUCAUACAGCUGGUGAGAGACAGGUUUGGUUGCGGAAAGCAUUCUCUACCUACUGAUAACAAUUCUAUUCUGGGUGCUGACAGCAUGCCAGGCACUGCGUGGCCCAUCACAACACCCAGUGAGGUGGGUACCAGCAUUAUCCCUGUUUUACGACCGAGGAAACUGAGGCAGAGAGCGAUAAUAGGAGGGCUCACAAGUAUCGGAGGUGGGACUCAAACCCAGGUCUUUCCCCUAUGGGAUGCUUCCAUGUGCUCAUUGCUUCUUGUGCCUCCUGCCACCAGGUCCUGGCCCCCUCCCCAGAGGCUGGACGCAGAGCAGCCACCUCGACCUCUGGCCGCCGUGGCCUCCUCUGGCGUCUUCGAGACAAGCAGGCUCGCCUUGGCCUGUUUGAGAUUGGCCCGGGGCAUGAGCUGCACCAGCUGACAUGCAUGAUGCAGACAGGGCUGUGGGCUGCCACCCAGGUCUCCAUGGACCACCCACGCACAGGACCGCCCACUGAGGAGGAUUUCUGCGAGGUCCUGACCCAGGUUCACGAGGGCUUCGAGCUGGGCACCCUGGCUGGCCCAGCCUUCGCCUGGCUGCGCCACUCCCUAGGCCUGGCCGAGGAGGACUAUCAGGCGGCGCUUGGCCCAGGUGGCCCCUACCUGCAGUUCCUCAGCACCUCCAAGAGCAAGGCCAGCUUCUUCCUGUCCCACGACCAGCGCUUCUUCCUGAAGACCCAGCGGCGUCGGGAGGUGCGGGCCCUGCUUGCCCACCUGCCCCGCUACGUGCAGCAUCUGCAGCGGCACCCGCACUCGCUACUUGCGCGGUUGCUGGGAGUGCACAGUCUGCGGGUGGCUCGGGGAAAGAAGGAAUUCUUCAUCAUCAUGCUGAGCGUCUUCUAUCCCGCCGGCCGCAUCUCUGAGAGGUAUGACAUAAAGGGCUGUGAGGUGAGCCGAUGGGUGGAGCCAGCCCCUGAGGAUAGCCCCGUUGUCCUGGUGCUGAAGGACCUCAACUUUCAAGGCAAGACCAUCGACCUGGGGCCCCAGCGGAGCUGGCUCCUCCACCAGAUGGAACUGGACACCGCCUUCCUCCGGGAACUCAACGUGCUCGAUUACAGCCUCCUGAUGGCCUUCCAGCGUCUCCAUGAGGAUGAGAGGGGCCCAGGCAGCAGUCUCAUCUUCCGCACGGUCAGGUCUGUGCAAGGGGUACAGAGCCCGGAGGAGCCGGGAUCCCAGAACCGCCGGCUGCUGCCCGACACCCCCAACGCCUUACACAUCCUGGACGGGCCGGAGCAACGCUAUUUCCUGGGCCUCGUGGAUCUCGCCACGGUGUACGGGCUCGGCAAGCGGCUGGAGCACCUAUGGAAGACGCUGCGCUACCCGGGCCGGACCUUCUCCACCGUCAGCCCCGCUCGCUACGCCCGUCGCCUCUGCCAGUGGGUGGAGGCACACACCGAGUGACCAGCGCCCGCGGCGCUCCGCAUCUGGACAAUGGGCACACGCCGGGAACCAGAGUUCCAGCCUGGCCCCGGCGGCGGGUUGGGCUCCCCUCGCCUGCCGUUCCUCCCCUUGGCCUCCAGAGGGCAGCAUCCCCUAACUAAUACCAUGACAACACAGCCUCAUUUGGCGGCGAUGCCGAGUUCGGCCUUGUGCCAGGGACUCUCCUAUGUUAGCUCGUUUAAUCCUCAAAAAAAAAAAAAAAAAAGCUAUUAUUCUCUUUUUACAGACCAUAAAAUGGAGGCUCAGGGGGUGAAGGGACUGAGCAAGAUCAUUCAGCAAUAAAUGCUGGAACCAGGACUCGACUAUGCCUUUUGGACUCAGGAGCCUGUAUUCUUACCCACCAGCUCCCUCAGCCCUGGCCUCGUGCUCUGGGGAAGGGGGGAGGCUGAAGGCUCCAGCCGAGCGCCUUGGUCAUCCAGAUGGGGAAACUGAGGCCCAGAGACUUUAAGGGGCUUACCCAUGGGUAAGUGGAAAGGCCAGCCCAAGAACCCAGGCUUCCUUACCUUCUGCCCACUGGUCUCCUUUUGGGGUGGUCCCCCUCGCUCCUGCUCCUCAAGGGAUGCAGGUGGGAGAAGGGGAGGUAUUGUGGGCCUGCAACUCUGGAAGACACUAUGUUGAGGCCCACUAUUAAUCUUGAAUAAGCUCUUCCCUCCUCUGGGAGUCACUUCUCAUCUGUGAAAUGGGGGUAGGGGUUGGUGGUCAGACCGAGGGUAUGGCCGCACUGCAAUUACCAGGAGCAAAGAAGCACAGUGCGUGCAUAGCCCCUGAUCAUUCCUUCUUCUCCCUCCAGGAAACUCCAGCCUGGCCUCUGACCCUGGUCCAAUCCAACCAUACCCAAGUGGGCCUUUCCUCUAGAGCUGCUCCAGGGCCUGGCUGUGUGUGUGAUCAGGGCAAGGUGCUACACCUCUCUGUGCCUCAGUGGUCUAAUCUGUACAACUGGAAGCAUGAAAAUGGACUUUAUUAACUCAUUAAAUAUUUAUUGAGCACCUACCAUGUGACAGAUCCUCUA
Molecule: messenger RNA, 4493 nt
Organism: Mirounga angustirostris (Northern elephant seal)
Lineage: Eukaryota; Metazoa; Chordata; Mammalia; Carnivora; Phocidae
Gene: PIP5KL1
Product: phosphatidylinositol-4-phosphate 5-kinase like 1
Exons: 9
Coding region: 2237-3445 (402 amino acids)
Biological process (GO): phosphatidylinositol phosphate biosynthetic process
Cellular component (GO): plasma membrane
Molecular function (GO): 1-phosphatidylinositol-4-phosphate 5-kinase activity
Source: RefSeq, a predicted model, not a curated record